UCCGUUCCGUUCCGUCCCCCAACGAAUAAAAGCGCACCGCGUACAUGCCUUCCACCGUGUCCUCCAAAGCACCAGCGCCGGCAGGAGGGCCCCCCGCCGGAUUCGAUUCCCGGCACGUCCUUCUCCUCCCUUUCUCGCGGGCGCCGCACGCCCCUUCCCCCUCCUCCUCCUCCUCUUGGUCUGAUGAAUGGGGAGAGCCUCCUCGACCGCAGCUCCUCCGCCGACGCCGCCAUGAACGACGCCGUGCCCGGCCACCGCCACCACCACCCGCUUAGCGUCUUCCUCCGGGACGCCAGGUUGGCGUUCAGGUGGGACGAGCUCGGGAGGGAGAUCAUGGGGAUUGCGGUGCCCGGCGCGCUCGCCCUCAUGGCUGACCCGGUCGCCUCGCUCGUCGACACCGCCUUCAUUGGCCACAUAGGCCCAGUUGAACUUGCAGCUGUUGGUGUAUCUAUUGCCGUGUUUAAUCAAGUAUCAAGGAUUGCAAUAUUUCCCCUUGUCAGUGUCACGACAUCAUUUGUUGCGGAGGAAGAUGCUACAUCCAGUGACAGAGAAAAAUAUGAAAUAAAUGGCGAGAAUGAAUUCAAUGUUUCAGACAGUGAAAUGGAAGAGCUGGUUUCUCAUGAAGAGGCUAGUGCUGCUCCCAGUAAGUCGUCUUUCGAAACUGACUCAAGUGAUGUCAAAAUUGAACAUAAGCGGAAAAACAUUCCAUCGGUGUCUACAGCAUUACUACUUGGUGGGGUGCUCGGCCUUUUACAAGCACUGCUUCUUGUUAUUUGCGCAAAACCUCUCUUAGGCUACAUGGGUGUGAAACAGGGCUCUGCAAUGUUGAUGCCAGCACUAAAGUACUUGGUAGUCAGAUCUCUUGGUGCUCCUGCUGUGCUUUUAUCUCUGGCAAUGCAAGGGGUAUUUCGUGGACUUAAAGAUACAAAGACACCUCUUUAUGCAACUGUGGCUGGAGAUGCAACCAACAUAGUUUUGGAUCCAAUAUUUAUGUUUGUCUUCCAGUAUGGUGUCAGUGGUGCAGCAAUUGCUCAUGUUAUAUCACAAUAUUUCAUUGCAUCCAUUCUCUUAUGGAGGUUAAGGCUACAUGUUGACCUACUUCCACCCAGCUUUAAACAUAUGCAGUUCAGUCGAUUCCUUAAAAACGGUUUCCUAUUACUUGCCAGAGUUAUUGCUGCAACAUGCUGCGUGACACUAUCUGCAUCAAUGGCUGCACGGCUAGGUUCAGUUCCAAUGGCUGCAUUUCAGAUUUGCUUGCAGAUCUGGCUGGCUUCGUCUCUUCUUGCUGAUGGAUUGGCUUUUGCAGGACAGGCUAUACUUGCAAGUGCAUUUGCUCGUCAAGACCAUUCUAAGGCCGCAGCCACAGCUUCUCGUAUAUUGCAGCUGGGAUUGGUUUUAGGACUUCUCCUAAGCAUUUUUCUUGGCAUUGGCCUCCGUUUAGGAUCAAGGUUAUUUACUGAUGACCAGGAUGUUCUACAUCAUAUUUACCUAGGCAUACCGUUUGUCUCUCUGACUCAACCAAUCAAUGCGUUAGCUUUUGUUUUUGAUGGUAUCAAUUAUGGAGCAUCAGAUUUUGGAUAUGCUGCUUAUUCAAUGAUUCUUGUGGCAAUUGUCAGCAUCAUCUUCAUAGUCACACUAGCAAGUUACAAUGGUUUUGUCGGAAUUUGGAUAGCUUUGACAGUCUACAUGAGCCUCCGAAUGCUUGCAGGAUUCUUAAGGAUAGGGACUGCACGAGGACCAUGGACUUUCUAUGCAGCUCAACGCAUGCAUUCUCAUGAGGUGGUUGGACUUUGUUGAACAAUACUAUAGGAAGACACCAUGGAUACUUUGUAAGGUUUUGCAGGUUUGGUGGGAAUGGAGGUUGUUUGAACAAAAGAAAAUAUUCAACUGUCAUGUACAUAGAUAAUCACACAUGUUACUACUAUUCUAAUAGAUUCUCCCCUGUCGUGUAUGUUGUAUUUGCCCAUGUAUAGUUCAGUAUGUUCGGCUGGCUAUUUUGUAACAAGUUUGGAUAUAAAGUCACGUAGCAUAAGAUGUUUGCACACCGUGAGAUAUACGGAGCAUUGGCAUUUGAUUUUUAAAACAUUAAUGGAAAUUUUACCAGAUGCCAA
Oryza sativa Japonica Group (Japanese rice) is the source of this 2111-nucleotide messenger RNA. Its product is annotated as protein DETOXIFICATION 42. The record is from RefSeq and is a predicted model, not a curated record. Gene Ontology annotation, molecular function: antiporter activity; xenobiotic transmembrane transporter activity. NCBI's taxonomy places the organism in Eukaryota, Viridiplantae, Streptophyta, Magnoliopsida, Poales, Poaceae. Gene Ontology annotation, cellular component: membrane. Gene Ontology annotation, biological process: transmembrane transport.